This is a messenger RNA of Hipposideros armiger (great roundleaf bat), 429 nucleotides long. RefSeq names its product serpin B6-like. The record is from RefSeq and is a predicted model, not a curated record. The coding region runs from base 42 to 392 and encodes 116 amino acids. Gene Ontology annotation, cellular component: cytoplasm. Gene Ontology annotation, biological process: negative regulation of endopeptidase activity. Gene Ontology annotation, molecular function: serine-type endopeptidase inhibitor activity. Lineage: Eukaryota; Metazoa; Chordata; Mammalia; Chiroptera; Hipposideridae. The transcript is spliced from 2 exons.
UGUGGCACUAACUUUAAAUCCAUUGUUUCAGACUCGCCAUCAUGGAUACUCUGUCGGAAGCAAAUGGCACCUUUGCCUUUAAUCUGUUGAAAAAGCUGGGUGAAGACAACUCAAAAAAUGUGUUUUUCUCACCCAUGAGCAUCUCCUCUGCCCUCGCCAUGGUCCUGAUGGGGGCAAAGGGAAACACCGCAGCCCAGAUGGCCCAGGCACUUUCUUUAAGUAAAAACAGCAGAGAAGGUGAAGAUGUCCACCAUGGUUUCCAUUUGCUUCUCACCGAAGUUAACAGGACUGGUACGAAGUACUUGCUUAGAACUGCCAAUCGGCUCUUUGGAGAAAAGUCUUAUGAUUUCAACUCAGUAAGUCAUAAUUGCUGUUUUUCACUAAAAAAGUAAAGGCAGUGAGGAGGAGGGGUCAUGUGGAACAGCGAGA